This is a messenger RNA of Anopheles funestus (African malaria mosquito), 2308 nucleotides long. RefSeq lists its product as uncharacterized. The transcript has 4 exons. Lineage: Eukaryota; Metazoa; Arthropoda; Insecta; Diptera; Culicidae. The coding region runs from base 485 to 1789 and encodes 434 amino acids. The record is from RefSeq and is a predicted model, not a curated record.
AAAAAACCAUCAACAGGUCGCCGGUACUGUUUGGCGUGCAUAAACAAUGGAUUUGUUGACGGUGGCACCGAGACAGUAUGCUCCAUCGAUACGCAACCAAGCAACCACCGGCUUUCCGGUCGGUUGUCAACGUAACGCUUGCCGCCAUCGAUGCGGGCGACGCUUUCGAGCAACGAUUUUUCGUAGUUGGCGUGCACUCACCGGCACAACUUGCAACGAAACGCGUCAGAACGGAAAAUCAAAGACGCUGUUAGUGAAGCCGGGAACAAUAAAACGCAACGUGGGGAAAUCUAGUGUACGCUUCACUGCUUUGGAAGGUUUUUUUUUAUUUUGUUGUUGCUUUGUUUUUUGUGGUCCAGAAGCUGCAAAAGGGUGACAGAAAAGUUCUACUCGGACAUUGUACUUUUUUUUUGUUUUCGCUUAUGCCGUUCACGCCACUAUAAAGAAAUAGAUUUCGGUGCCGCUAUUCGCGUGUGAAGAAGCAAUGGAUCCGGUACUACUCGAGCGCGAACGCGUUCUGUUCCGUCUGAACGAAGAAAUAAAUGCCAAGUCACGGGGUCUGUUCGAGCUGAACGAGAACGUCAGCUGGAUGACAACGAAGCGCCGUUUGCGCCACGGUAUGAAGAAGCUGAACAAUGUACCGAUCGUCGGACCACCGGGUGAUGAAUCGUCCUCAUCGGAGCUCGGUGCAUCGAUCGAUACGACGGAUAAGGAAAGUGGUACGACCGUGGGUGGCGGAACCGGAACAGGAACUGGGUCGGAUGAGGAGGCGGAAAGUGAUGACCGUUCGUCGGCUGUUAUCUUUGCGGUGGUCCGCGACGGUGAGAAGGACACGCACGGUGGCCGGGAACAGCAGCGCGAACACGAUGAACCGGCCUCCACGUUGACGACCCUCACCGAGAUACGGUGUGAUGCUAUACAGGAAGAGCAUACGAGAGCGAACAACACCAACCAACAGCUGCAGCUGGUGAAGGUCACGACCGUUUCGGUGGAACGCAAGGUAAGCAAUGGGCAGCGGGGUAUGAUGGGUGGGACCCACGGUACACCGGGAGGUGGCGGAAUGUUGAUCGCUAGCAAAUCGGUGACAUCGGCAGCAACGGCACGCAAUCUCAGCAAAAACAUGGCCGACGUCGUACCGAAGGUGCUCGAGAAGAAGAACAUCAGCUCGGAGGGAUUGAUCAAAUUUCUCAAAUCCAAAGUGGCUAUCCUACAGACCGAGCUGGAAACGAGCCAGAAACAGAACGAGGCGAAUGUCAAGGAUCUAAAUUUGGCACUCGAUCGCCUGAAGCAACUCGAAGCGUUGAAGGAACAGCUGCUAACGAAGAACGGUGCGCUCGAGCGUACGGUCAAGAAGUUCGAGGAGCGCAACGUGGAGUUGGACAAGAUGCUAAAGGAAAAGGACGCCCAGCUGAAUGUGUCGGCGAAGGAGCUGUUUGGGGCACGGUCGGAGAUACGCAAUCUGGCCAACGUGAACCAGACGCAGGAGAAGCGACUGUUUAAGACACAGGAGGAGGUCGAAAGUUUGCGCAUCAAGCUGAGCAUCGCGAAUGAUUCGGAAAAGGAAACACGUGAUGCUGCUCGACAGGAACGUCUCACCUACGAGAAGCAGAUAAGACAGCUCCGCAAGCAGCGCACCGAGGUGUUGGCCGACUACAAGAAGCUACUGCUGAGCGUCGAUCAGAUGAAGAAGCAACAGUUCAACCAGGACCAGUGCAGACAGAUAAAUGACUUUGAGAAAGAUUACUUACGGCAUCUAGACGAGGCUGCAUCUUCUCCGUCAGUGCAGUAGUGUGUUCUUAGUUUUCAACCGUUCGUGUAGAUUAAAAGAUCGAUAAUAAAAUAUUCACCAUAGUUUUCGUACAAACCACCCAUACUUCAAAUGCAAUCCUUUUAAUCGGUCAUCGUAGAAUUUGCACUGCAAAGAAUGGAGAGAGGAGAGUCUGUCGAUUAGUCAUUCCACGACCGGAACGACAAUUCGCACGGAGACGGCUUAGUGUUGCUGCACGAUGCAUUCCAAUGCGGGAGUGCAAGAACCGAACGGACAAAGAGUGUUGGCUUUUGUGAAGCAGGGUAAGACGCCUGCCGAGGUAGAGAAGCGGACAUGUGUUCUUCCUGUAUCGAAUCAAUGCACCGAAUCUGUUGCAUAUGCAGCGAAGUACUCGAUCGUGAGUAUUCCAGGAAAAUGGCCAAUAAAGGCAACGACUGCAACAUACAAAAAUGUUUUAUGCUAUCCGAUCAAUGUCGGGGCGAGGAUGGUUUAUUUUUUCUCCUCUUAUUUUCGUCUGUUGUUGAAUCCUCUUUCGAUCCC